Messenger RNA from Metschnikowia bicuspidata var. bicuspidata NRRL YB-4993, 930 nucleotides. It is a transcript of the gene PAN6, whose product is annotated as pantoate--beta-alanine ligase. Gene Ontology annotation, biological process: pantothenate biosynthetic process. The record is from RefSeq and is a predicted model, not a curated record. Lineage: Eukaryota; Fungi; Ascomycota; Pichiomycetes; Serinales; Metschnikowiaceae. Gene Ontology annotation, molecular function: pantoate-beta-alanine ligase activity. Bases 1 to 930 code for a protein of 309 amino acids. The transcript has a single exon.
AUGACCCGCGCCAUUCAAGUGCUUCGCACAGUCCAGCAGGUCCGCCAGUGGAGAAGACAGUGUCUUUUGAAUAAGGAGUCUGUUGGCUUCGUGCCCACCAUGGGUGCUCUACAUGCGGGACAUUGCCAUUUGGUCCACCAUAGCAUCAAAGACAACGACCGCACGGUGGUGUCGAUUUUCGUCAAUCCGUCGCAAUUUGCUCCACACGAAGACUUGGACGCAUAUCCUAGAACCUUGGACAGAGACCUCGCCAUGUUGGAUGAGCAGUUUUCAGAGAAACCCGUAGAUGCCGUGUUUGUGCCCAAAAUUCUGGAGCUCUACCCCUCGGGGAUCGUUUUGGAGGUCGAAAAACAGAAAGGUGCGUUUGUCACCGUGCAAGGCUUCUCGGAGCAGCUUGAGGGUGCACUGAGACCGGCGUUUUUCCGGGGAGUUGCCACGGUGGUCACCAAAUUGCUCAAUGUUGUCACGCCCGACCGCGUCUACUUCGGCCAGAAGGACGCCCAGCAAUGUGUCGUCAUCAAGAACUUGGUGAAGGAUCUCUUAAUAGACACCAAGGUUGAGAUCUUGGACACUCUUCGCGAGCCAAACGGCCUCGCCAUGCUGUCUCGUAACGAGUACUUGUCUCCAGAAACAAAGGACGAGUGUACGAUCAUAUACCAAGGGCUUGUUGCUGCCAGAACACUUUUUGCCAAGGCCCAGGAUGAGGGAAUGUCUGUGACCGCGCAGGCCAUCCGAGAAGCCAUCGACAAGACUUAUCAGAACAUGCCGCAAGACUGGAAAAUUGAUUAUGUUGCCAUUUCACACCCGGAAACUUUGGAUGAGCUAGUGACUGUGGAUAAAGAUAUCGGUGCCACGGUUUCUGUUGCUGUCAGAGUACCCAAGGAGGACGGUACUGUCGCACGCCUCAUAGACAACGUCCAACUCAAGUAA